Messenger RNA from Leptonychotes weddellii (Weddell seal), 6145 nucleotides. Lineage: Eukaryota; Metazoa; Chordata; Mammalia; Carnivora; Phocidae. The record is from RefSeq and is a predicted model, not a curated record.
UCCCCGCCGCAGCUCCCUCCACUACACCUCACCCAGGCACUGGGACCUCGGGUGGCCGCCUGCCCCGAGCCGAGGCUGCACCUGUGAAGAGGUUGGGCACCCUGUCCUCCCGGCACGGCAGGCAGGAUGGGCGACAUGGCCAACAGCUCCAUCGAGUUCCACCCCAAGCCCCAGCAGCAGCGGGAGGCCCCCCACGCGGGCGGCUUUGGGUGCACACUGGCUGAGCUGCGUGCCCUCAUGGAGCUCCGAGGAGCUGAGGCGCUGCAGAAGGUCCAGGAAGCCUACGGGGAUGUCAGUGGGCUCUGCAGGAGGCUGAAGACCUCGCCCACAGAGGGCCUGGCCAACAAUGCCAAUGACUUAGAGAAGCGCAGGCAGAUCUACGGGCAGAACUUUAUCCCUCCCAAGCAGCCCAAGACCUUCCUGCAGCUGGUGUGGGAGGCCCUGCAGGACGUGACCCUGAUCAUCCUGGAGGUGGCUGCCAUUGUCUCCCUGGGCCUUUCGUUCUAUGCGCCGCCGGGGGAGGAGAGCGAAGCAUGCGGGAAUGUGUCAGCUGGGGCAGAAGACGAAGGGGAGGCCGAGGCAGGCUGGAUCGAGGGAGCCGCCAUCCUGUUGUCGGUCACCUGCGUGGUUCUGGUCACGGCCUUCAAUGACUGGAGCAAGGAGAGGCAGUUCCGGGGCCUGCAGAGCCGCAUCGAGCAGGAACAGAGGUUCUCGGUCAUCCGGGAUGGCCAGCUGCUGCAGGUCCCCGUGGCCGCACUCGUGGUGGGAGACAUUGCCCAGGUCAAGUACGGAGACCUGCUGCCUGCUGAUGGCGUGCUCAUCCAAGGCAAUGACCUCAAGAUCGAUGAGAGCUCCCUGACAGGCGAGUCAGACCACGUGCGCAAAUCAGCUGACAAAGACCCCAUGCUGCUCUCAGGUACUCAUGUCAUGGAAGGUUCUGGAAGAAUGGUGGUGACUGCCGUUGGUGUGAACUCCCAGACAGGCAUCAUCUUUACCUUGCUCGGAGCCGGUGGAGAGGAAGAGGAGAAGAAAGAUAAGAAAGGCAAGCAGCAGGAUGGGGCGAUGGAGAGUAGCCAGACCAAAGCUAAGAAGCAGGACGGGGCAGUUGCCAUGGAAAUGCAGCCCCUGAAGAGCGCGGAGGGCGGGGAGAUGGAGGAACGGGAGAAGAAGAAAGCCAGCGUGCCCAAGAAGGAGAAGUCGGUCCUGCAGGGCAAGCUCACCAAACUGGCCGUGCAGAUUGGGAAGGCAGGCCUGGUCAUGUCUGCCAUCACUGUCAUCAUCCUGGUCCUCUACUUUGUGAUUGAGACCUUCGUCGUCGACGGCCGGGUGUGGCUGGCGGAGUGCACGCCCGUCUAUGUGCAGUACUUUGUGAAGUUUUUCAUCAUCGGCGUCACUGUGCUGGUUGUGGCCGUCCCGGAGGGCCUGCCUCUGGCUGUCACCAUCUCCUUAGCUUACUCUGUCAAGAAAAUGAUGAGGGACAACAACCUGGUCCGUCACCUGGAUGCCUGUGAGACCAUGGGAAACGCCACCGCCAUCUGCUCGGACAAGACGGGCACACUCACCACCAACCGUAUGACCGUGGUCCAGUCCUACCUCGGGGACACCCACUACAAAGAGGUUCCAGCCCCCAGCACCCUGACCCCCAAGAUCCUCGACCUCCUGGUCCACGCCAUCUCCAUCAACAGUGCCUACACCACCAAAAUACUACCUCCAGAGAAGGAAGGCGGUCUCCCCCGCCAAGUGGGCAACAAGACCGAGUGUGCUCUGCUGGGCUUUGUCCUGGACCUGAAGCGGGACUUCCAGCCUGUGCGGGAGCAGAUUCCAGAAGAUAAGCUUUACAAAGUCUACACCUUCAACUCGGUCCGCAAGUCCAUGAGCACGGUCAUCCGCAUGCCUGACGGCGGCUUCCGCCUCUUCAGCAAGGGCGCCUCGGAGAUCCUGCUGAAAAAGUGCAGCAACAUCAUAAACAGCUUCGGUGAGCUGCGUGGCUUUCGCCCUCGGGACCGGGACGACAUGGUGAAGAAGAUCAUCGAGCCCAUGGCGUGCGACGGCCUCCGCACCAUAUGUAUUGCCUACCGGGAUUUCUCUGCCGCUCAGGAGCCCGACUGGGACAAUGAGAACGAGGUCGUGGGCGACCUCACCUGCAUAGCUGUCGUGGGCAUCGAGGACCCCGUGCGGCCCGAGGUCCCUGAAGCUAUCCGCAAAUGCCAGCGUGCUGGCAUCACAGUGCGCAUGGUGACCGGGGACAACAUCAACACAGCCAGGGCCAUCGCGGCCAAGUGUGGCAUCAUCCAGCCCGGGGAGGACUUCUUGUGCCUGGAGGGGAAGGAGUUCAACCGGCGCAUCCGCAACGAGAAAGGCGAGAUAGAACAGGAGCGUCUGGACAAGGUGUGGCCCAAGCUGAGGGUCCUCGCCCGAUCGUCUCCCACCGACAAACAUACUCUGGUCAAAGGGAUCAUCGACAGCAGCACUGGCGAGCAGCGGCAGGUGGUGGCCGUGACCGGGGACGGCACCAACGACGGGCCAGCCCUCAAGAAGGCAGAUGUGGGCUUUGCCAUGGGCAUCGCAGGGACUGACGUGGCCAAGGAGGCCUCAGACAUCAUCCUGACCGAUGACAACUUCACCAGCAUCGUCAAGGCGGUCAUGUGGGGCCGCAAUGUCUACGAUAGCAUCUCCAAGUUCCUGCAGUUCCAGCUGACCGUCAACGUGGUGGCCGUGAUCGUGGCCUUCACGGGUGCCUGCAUUACUCAGGACUCUCCUCUCAAAGCCGUGCAGAUGUUGUGGGUGAACUUGAUCAUGGACACAUUUGCCUCUCUGGCCCUGGCGACAGAGCCACCCACCGAGGCGCUGCUGCUGCGGAAACCGUACGGCCGGGACAAGCCCCUGAUCUCGCGCACCAUGAUGAAGAACAUCCUGGGCCACGCGGUGUACCAGCUCACCAUCAUCUUCACGCUGCUGUUCGUCGGGGAGCUCUUCUUCGACAUUGACAGCGGGAGGAACGCACCCCUGCAUUCUCCACCCUCAGAGCACUACACCAUCAUCUUCAACACCUUCGUCAUGAUGCAGCUCUUCAACGAGAUCAAUGCCCGCAAGAUCCACGGUGAGCGAAACGUCUUCCAUGGCAUCUUCAGCAACCCCAUCUUCUGCACCAUCGUCCUGGGCACCUUUGCAAUUCAGAUCGUCAUCGUGCAGUUCGGCGGAAAGCCCUUCAGCUGCUCCCCCCUGUCCACGGAGCAGUGGCUCUGGUGCCUGUUCGUUGGCGUUGGGGAGCUGGUCUGGGGACAGGAACUGGUGAGAGGAAGGGAUGUGGGCCGCACCAGUCCCUGCUGGACCACCCUGUCCCCUUCGGAAACAGCAUGUACAUGCGCACACGCACACACACACACACACACCCCUUGCCCAAACCACAGGCCACACACACCUCCAGCUCCCUUGCACACUCACUGGGCCUCCCCACCUGGGCCACAAAUACUGACCGUCAGCCACCACAGAUCGGCUGGAAAGCCCCGGCCUCGUCUCAGAAGGGUCUUGCCACCACCACCCAGAGAGGUCUGCAGGAGGCUCAGCUACAGUCAAUUGAGGACAGAAAUGAUCCGGGUGGUGAAAGCAUUCCGUAGCUCGCUCUAUGAAGGCCUGGAGAAACCGGAAUCCAAGACCUCCAUUCAUAACUUCAUGGCAACGCCCGAGUUUCUGAUCAAUGACUACACCCACAACAUCCCACUCAUCGAUGACACGGACGUGGAUGAGAACGAGGAGCGCCUGCGGGCCCCCCCACCCCCGUCCCCCAACCAGAACAACAACGCCAUAGACAGCGGUAUCUACCUGACCACGCACGGCACCAAGUCAGCUACCUCGUCAGUGUUUUCUUCCAGACCCGGGAGCCCGCUCCACAGCGUGGAGACGUCCCUCUAAGGGAAGGGCUCUGGGCACACGCACACCGCACACACGCGCACUCGGCCCGGAUGGCACAGGCCUGCAAGGAGAGCAUGGCCAAGGCGGCUGAAGAUGGUGCUCGCACGGCACUAGCAAGAAGCCACUCCACCCAAGGCUUCUUAUCUGGGACUGAGCAGGACGAGGGAGAAACUAGAGCGUGAGAAGAGCCGUGUUUCCCUUUUUUCUAUCGAAGCAUUUUUUUAACGAACACUACAGUUCCUCCGGACGUUCGCUGUUUGGGCUGUGCGGUGGGGCGGGGGCUGGUUCCAGCUGACUGGGCGUUUCCCUGCACCUGCCGGAGAGCAGUUGGCCCGAUAGGUUCAUACAGAAAGAAAAAGGAUGACCGUGGCUCGGCAGGGCCCGGAAGGUUGCCCCGCCCGGACAGCCUGUCGCUGGGAGCCGCCUGCAAAUGUACCUGCGCCACCAAGCGCCCCUCCCCCAGGACACAUGUGCGGUCUGUAUGUGUGUGCGUGUGUGCGUAGAUAUGCGUGUGCGUAUAGACAUGUACGUACAUAUAUGACCAGAUGCGUAUUUAAAGAAUAAGGAGCUAUUUAUCAGCAUGAUAUUUCCAUUCCUCUUAUCAGGUGUUUUCAUUUUGAAAUUUCAUUAUUUAUUGUGGCAGGGUUUUUUUUCGGGGAACGAGACUGCAAGAAUAUCUUUUUGGUUGCUUGCCCGCCCCCCACCGCUGCCCCCCACCUUCUGCCCAGCCUCCGUUCUCCAUCCCAGUCCUCCUCCCCGCACAGUUCCUGGGAAUGUUGCUGUGGAGAUUCCUGAGAAGGUCGGGGAGAGAGACACGAGGCCGGAGCGGUUAGAAUUAGAACUUUUGCACUUUGAGACCCCUGCCUAUAGAGGGGGAAAAAAAAAAAACCUUUCAAUGGAAUUUUUUUAUUUAAAAGGAAAAUACCAAAGUAUUGAUAAGAAUGAUCCCCUCCAGUAGGUGGAAAGGGGAGUUUUGCUUUCAGUUUCCUUCGGUUUCAACUCCAAGUCCUGAAUUCUGGCUGGUGGGCUUUCUUUGUCCACGCCCCAGCUUCAACAGCAUGAAGCGCUGCCGCCCCCUGCCACGCCGACCCCUUGGAAACACCCAGAAUCCGGGAGCAGCCCCAGGAGAGCCAGGUCUGGAGGUGGGGGUGGGGCUGGGGGUGGGGAGACCACCAAGAGUCAGGCAGAAAGUGGCGGAGGAAGAGGUGCCCUCCAAACCCAAGAGGAGCUGACGUGACCGCAACCGAGAAGUUGGGCUGAGGGGUCUGCCGAGUGACUGGGGCCAGGUCUCAGUCACCACCCGCCAAAGCACUCUUCCGACCCGGGGCUUCUCGCUCAAGGACAACUAUGACCCACAAAGGCAUGGAUUUGUGUCUGCAGCCACCUACGGUGACAUGGGGGAAGCAGGCGCAGGAGCAAAGCCCCUGGGAGCAAUGGCACCUCGCCGUCGUCGCUCCGGUCACAGCUGUGGCUCUGUCUCACGAGCCCGGGAGGCUGAGGAGGUCAGCUUCGCCGCGCCGGCUGAGCACCCUGUCUGCAGGAGGGAGAGCUGGGCCUGGGCUCCCCAGACGGUUCCCUCGGGGACCUCUCCUUGCCGUAUGGGCACCCGUUGUGCCAAGCCUCAGUUUCCCCGGAAUGCACGCUGACCAGGGAGGGAAAUGCAGCAAAAGCAGAGUUUCCUUUACCUUCUGAAUUCAUCUGUCGCAUUUUGCAGAGAGGCAGUUGAAGUCCGACCGCAGCGUGAACAUGUGCCUAUCACUUGGGCCUGAGGCUGAGCCACCGAGGGACAGCCGGGAGCUGAGGGACACGGGUCAGAAUGGAAAUGCAGGUGUGGGUGAGCAGCAAGGCCGGCUCACCCGUCAUGUCCCCUGUGCUACCCCCACUGGCAGGGGACUCGCCCAAGGCCACCUGCCUCUGUGAGCAUCUGGGUCGACAUCCAAAACAUGCUCAGUUCCUACCGCUAACCUGAAGGCCAUGUCACCCCUGAGCAGGAGUAGUCAAAUCUCGGGCGAAGGAAUUCCAGUUAGACAAGAAAAUCCCACUUAAGAUGCCAGCUACAGAUAACUUAAAGCCAUCCCUUUAUUCCAAAGGGCACACUGAGAAUGUUACCCAUUUGUGAAUUGUUCCCUAAUGUCCUUGUUUAAACAACAAAAAGGGCAACUCAAUUUGUUGAGGGUCUGUGUGUUCUUAAACUAGAAAUAAAAUUGGAAAUCUUUCAAAUUGAAGAAGGUAA